AUGACCAUCCAAGUACAAGGUCAGAGCACAAGGCCAAUCCAAUUGCACCGCGGGGUAAGACAGGGGGAUGUUAUAUCCCCGAAACUGUUUACCUGUGCAUUGGAGGACGUCUUCAAGACGCUCGAUUGGAACGGAUGCGGCAUAAAUAUCAAUGGAAAAUAUAUGAAACACCUGCGAUUCGCCGAUGACAUAGUCAUCAUGGCAGAGACUCUGCAGGAUUUGGAAGAAAUGCUGAACAGCCUAGGCGAUUCUUCGAGGCGGGUGGGUCUCGGGAUGAAUCUCGACAAGACCAAGAUCAUGUCGAAUUGUCAUGUAUCCCCGAGACCAGUGAUCGUGAAUGGCGCUGUUCUUGAAGUUGUGCAGGAAUACAUAUAUCUUGGCCAAACUAUACAACUCGGCCGGCACAACUUUGAGAAGGAGGCCAACAGAAGAAUACGCUUGGACUGGGCAGCUUUUGGGAAGCUUCGUCAUAUUCUAGAGUCAUCUAUCCCACAAUCCCUUAAGACCAGGGCAUUUAACCAGUGCGUCCUACCCGUAAUGACAUACGGAGCCGAAACGUGGACACUCACCGUAGGGCUGGUCCACAAAUUCAAAGUCGCUCAGCGAGCAAUGGAACGCGCGAUGCUUGGAGUUUCUCUGGCAGACAGAAUUCGAAAUGAAGUCAUUCGCCAGAGAACUAAAGUAACCGACAUCGCGCGCAGAAUAAGCUCGCUGAAGUGGAAGUGGGCUGGUCAUGUCGCCAGACGUACGGAUGGCCGAUGGAGCCGAAGCGUGCUAGAGUGGAGACCACGUUUAGGCCAGCGUAGUGUAGGACGUCCUGCAGCACGAUGGACAGAUGACCUAAGAAAGGUGGCUGGCAGUGGAUGGAUGCAGGCUGCCCAAGACCGGGAUGGU
This is a messenger RNA of Brenthis ino (lesser marbled fritillary), 894 nucleotides long. The record is from the annotation of a GenBank genome assembly. Lineage: Eukaryota; Metazoa; Arthropoda; Insecta; Lepidoptera; Nymphalidae.